AUGUCGCCAACGUCUGUGUCACAACCUCGAACCGUUUUGCCUCAUGCUGCUUCUGGCCAAACGAUCAUCAAGCCGGAUGACGCGAAGUAUCCUUGGUACCAGUUCUUGAUCCUUCCGUGGACCGAGAGACAGUGCCGUAACUAUGAGGAAUAUGCCAAGAUGAUCGAGAACAUUGAGCCUCUCGAUGAGCUACCACCCGAAUUUGAUCCUUGGUCGGAACCGCUCAAAUACCCCCCACCCACAUUUUACUACGGGUGGGCCGUGGAUAGGGAGUUAGCACUCGACUAUGCUCGCCGAAAGGGACUCAUUGAGGAGGACCCAAGUACCGUAUCCGACCCACGCCGCGCUGCGUUCAUCAAAUCCUGGACACUCGUCGAUGUGCAGGAGUUCCUCGAGCAGGUUGUCUCGCUGGAACAGUCGUACGCGGUCCAGGAUCCUGAUAAUCCAUACCUGCUUAUCUGGUCGCUGUAUGACAAUUGGAAACCGCCUGACGAACGUCCAGAUAUGGGGGAUAUUAUUGAGCUGCAGAAGGAUUUAGGAUACGAGGAUGGGCCGAAAUGGUACUUGUCUUCCGAUACUAUAUGA
Molecule: messenger RNA, 585 nt
Organism: Punctularia strigosozonata HHB-11173 SS5
Lineage: Eukaryota; Fungi; Basidiomycota; Agaricomycetes; Corticiales; Punctulariaceae
Exons: 2
Coding region: 1-585 (194 amino acids)
Source: RefSeq, a predicted model, not a curated record